This is a messenger RNA of Argentina anserina (silverweed cinquefoil), 2103 nucleotides long. RefSeq names its product calcium-dependent protein kinase 28-like. The record is from RefSeq and is a predicted model, not a curated record. The transcript has 12 exons. Lineage: Eukaryota; Viridiplantae; Streptophyta; Magnoliopsida; Rosales; Rosaceae. The coding region runs from base 138 to 1814 and encodes 558 amino acids. Gene Ontology annotation, cellular component: cytoplasm; nucleus. Gene Ontology annotation, molecular function: calcium/calmodulin-dependent protein kinase activity; calmodulin binding; calcium-dependent protein serine/threonine kinase activity. Gene Ontology annotation, biological process: peptidyl-serine phosphorylation; protein autophosphorylation; intracellular signal transduction.
AGCCCCCUUCUCUGAGAUCUCUCUCUAUCUCUCUGUAACUCUCUCUUAUAUAAUGCUUCUGGAUCAUCACGCCCUCUAAAUAAAAACGAAAGUCUCUUCCUUUUUCCUUACCCUCUCUUGAUUCUCUUGGGUCAAUCAUGGGCGGUUGCUUAACCACGGCCAAGGUCAUUGGGUCAAACAGCAACAGCAACAGAAACACCACCAACCACGCUACCACCACCACCGCCCCCGUCCCCGCCGUAGUUAACCGGAAACAGAACACCAGACCGCAGCCGGCGCAGAACCACCACCACAGGGCCAAUGAGGCGCAGAAGAAACAACACAAGCACAAGGCCAAACACAGCUCAAGACAGAAGACAGGGGUGAUCUCAUGUGGCAAGCGUACGGAUUUCGGGUACGACAAGAACUUCGAUCGCAGGUACACGAUCGGCAAGUUGUUGGGUCACGGUCAGUUCGGGUAUACUUAUGUUGCCACGGAUAAGUCGAAUGGAGAUCGAGUUGCGGUCAAGAGGAUUGAUAAGAAUAAGAUGAUUUUACCUAUUGCGGUUGAGGAUGUUAAGCGAGAGGUCAAGAUAUUACAAGCGCUUGCUGGCCAUGAGAAUGUAGUUCAGUUUUUUAAUGCAUGUGAAGAUGAUACUUAUGUAUAUAUAGUAAUGGAAUUAUGUGAAGGGGGCGAGUUACUGGAUCGGAUAUUGGAGAAGAAGGACAGCCGUUACACUGAAAAAGAUGCAGCAGUAGUGGUAAGGCAGAUGCUCAAGGUUGCAGCUGAGUGUCAUUUGCAUGGUCUGGUGCACCGUGACAUGAAACCUGAGAAUUUUCUUUUUAAGUCGAAAGCAUUGGACUCACCCUUGAAGGCGACAGACUUUGGUUUAUCAGACUUUAUUAAACCAGGGAAGAAGUUUCAAGAUAUUGUUGGCAGUGCUUACUAUGUUGCUCCUGAAGUGUUGAGACGCAAGUCAGGACCUGAGUCAGAUGUUUGGAGCAUUGGUGUCAUUACCUACAUUUUGCUUUGUGGACGACGUCCGUUUUGGGAUAAGACUGAAGAUGGUAUAUUUAAAGAGGUGCUAAGGAACAAGCCAGAUUUUCGUCGCAAACCGUGGCCAACCAUUAGUAGCAGUGCUAGAGAUUUUGUAAAGAAGUUAUUGGUGAAGGACCCUCGGGCAAGGCUAACUGCUGCUCAGGCUUUAUCACACCCAUGGGUUAGAGAAGGAGGAGAGGCAUCAGACAUUCCUAUUGAUAUAUCCGUCUUAAAUAACAUGCGGCAGUUUGUGAGAUACAGUCGUUUGAAACAGUUUGCUCUGAGGGCAUUAGCUAGCACACUUAACGCGGAGGAGCUGGCUGAUCUCAAAGAUCAAUUUGAUGCAAUUGAUGUGGACAAGAAUGGUUCUAUUAGUCUUGAAGAAAUGAGACAGGCACUUGCUAAAGAUAUCCCUUGGAAGCUGAAAGAUUCACGUGUUGUUGAGAUACUAGAAGCGAUUGAUAGCAACACAGAUGGGCUUGUGGAUUUCACUGAGUUUGUCGCAGCAACUCUUCAUGUGCACCAGUUGGAGGAGCAUGACUCUGAGAAGUGGCAGCAGCUGUCGCGUGCGGCUUUUGAGAAAUUUGACAUAGAUAAAGAUGGGUAUAUAACUCCAGAUGAACUUAGAAUGCAUACGGGCCUAAAAGGUUCUAUUGAUCCACUUCUUGACGAGGCUGAUAUUGACAAAGACGGGAAGAUUAGCCUAUCAGAAUUCCGUAGGCUCUUACGAACUGCAAGCUUGAGUUCACGAAAUGUGACUAGCCCAACUGUUCAACAGAAAUCUAGGCAGCUGUAGAUUAAAAGCAAUUGGUUCGAAGAUUGGAUGUCAGAGAGUGCCCCAAGACGUUCCGUUUUCAAUUAUUACCAUCCUGAACUACCUUUGAACUAAAAAACUCAGAAUAGAAUCGCUUAAGCAUCAUAUGAUAGAGUUUGUGUGAAAUCUGAAAAAAGGUAGCUCCAGAUAUGAUGGUUCGAACUGUACAUUCUUCUGCAAGAAUUGUGGAUUACUUGGUGGUGCAUUACAAGUUAUGAUGUGUGACAUAAAUAAAAAGUUAAUAGUGAAAAUAUGGAAAGAUGGUAAAUCA